AUGUCAAUCCGGUCAGAUGAUCUAGCAGAGUUGCCCUUGGAUGGCCCUUCAGCCGCCGUUAUUGUCGACCGUGUCAACUAUCCCGACGAUCGAGCGCAAUGGGUACCGAAACACCAAGGCCCUAACGUCUUCCCGAACUUCUUCCUGUUCAGCCGCUUGCUGCGUUGGUGCUAUAGGCCCAAUCUUGUCGCUGUCAAGGACACUACUUUCGGCUAUACAGCCGACUACACUCAGCUCCUAACUGAUGUCCUCCAUCUUCGGAAUGUGUUGAGACAGACGCUGCCGCGACAUGUUGUCCAGAAGCUCGACAGAGACGAAGAAGUCUUCAUCAACCUUCUCGGGCCUGGUGGCUAUGAAUUCGUCGUGGGCUUUUUCGCCUUGAUGGCGCUGGGUGCCGUCAUUGUCCCGAUAUCCCCUGAUCUUCCUCCCAAGGAAGCAACAUACUAUGCCACCAAAUCAAGGGCCUGUGCCGUCCUGGUUGCACAGAAGAGCGUGCCGCUGGCACGGGAGCUCGAAUCGAUAGUUCGCCAACAGCACAACGAGAGUUUCCGUGCCAUUCAGAUCACGCCGCAUGUCAUGCAGAAGCCCCUGGAUCCAAGCCAGAUACAGAUUUCGUCGGAUCCGUAUUUCGAUCUGAACAAGUCCGGUCUGGUCAUCUUCACGUCGGGCACAAGCGGGCCCCCCAAGGGAGGAGUCAAGCGGAGAGGCUUCCUCUACGACGUGGCUACAUCCUUCAGCGACCAACAGGGGAUCAAGGAAGGGGACAUGGUAUUGCAUGUGCUGCCUGUGCACCACGCAACUGGUGUCACCGUCACUUUAAUUCCUUUCCUGUACAGUGGAGGAUGCAUCGAGUUCCGCAGCGGUGGGUUCAACGUCGAAUGGACCUGGGAACGAAUUCGACAAGGGGGUCUAUCCUUCUUUUCGGGAGUGCCGACCAUCUAUAUGCGCCUGAUGGCCUAUUAUGAACAGCGGCUGUCAAAACUGCCACCGCAGGAACUACAGGAAUACGUCAACGGCUUGAACGAAAUCAGGGCCCUGCUCUGCGGCACCUCAGCCCUGCCUCGGCCUCUGCAACAGAAGUGGACGAAACUGAGAGGCGGUCGAGCGAUCUUGACACGCUACGGUGGUACAGAGUUUGGAAAUGCCUUCACAGUAACGCCGCGGUCACAAGGCGUGCCAGAUGGCUCUGUAGGGGAGAAGGCGCCAGGGAUUGAUCUCAAACUCUCCAACGGCGAUGAAGGAGAGGUGCUCAUCCGAAGUCCCAUCUUGUUCUCCAAGUACCUGUUUGACAAGGAAGCGACGGCGAAUGCCCUCGAUGCUGAUGGCUAUUUCAAGACUGGAGACAUUGCCCGUCGGGAAGGGAAAUACUACUUCAUCCUGGGUCGAGCAUCCAUCGACAUAAUCAAAAGCGGUGGCUACAAGAUAUCCGCGUUGGAUAUCGAACGAGAGAUCUUGGGUCUUGGGUACGUCGCCGAGGCCAUGGUGGUCGGUGUCGAGGACGAGGAAUUUGGUCAACGGGUUGCCGCAGCACUAGUCCUCCAGCCAGAUGCACCACGAGACCUGACGUUGGAAAAGCUUCGGCGCGAUCUGAGAGGGACGCUGGCUGGGUACAAGAUGCCCACGCUCCUCCGUGUCGUGGACGAGCUCAAGAAGAACGCCACGGGCAAGGUUAUCAAGAAGGUCCUUGUCCAGGAACUGUUUCCCCCUGAAGGACAUGCCGACGUGCAACGAUGGGUAUCUAAGAAGCGGGAGAGCAGGCUUUGA
Molecule: messenger RNA, 1764 nt
Organism: Fonsecaea monophora
Lineage: Eukaryota; Fungi; Ascomycota; Eurotiomycetes; Chaetothyriales; Herpotrichiellaceae
Exons: 5
Coding region: 1-1764 (587 amino acids)
Biological process (GO): fatty acid metabolic process
Molecular function (GO): medium-chain fatty acid-CoA ligase activity
Source: RefSeq, a predicted model, not a curated record